This is a messenger RNA of Raphanus sativus (radish), 1882 nucleotides long. Its product is annotated as pentatricopeptide repeat-containing protein At2g30100, chloroplastic. The transcript has 2 exons. The coding region runs from base 157 to 1647 and encodes 496 amino acids. The record is from RefSeq and is a predicted model, not a curated record. NCBI's taxonomy places the organism in Eukaryota, Viridiplantae, Streptophyta, Magnoliopsida, Brassicales, Brassicaceae. Gene Ontology annotation, molecular function: protein binding.
CAUUUUCUUCUGCUGUUAUCCUCUCAUUGUCUUCCUCCUUGAUAAUCCAAUCCAUGGAUUAUCGUAGCUUCGACUCUAAUCAAGAAACCUCUGAACCGUCGAAAUUUGAGUCUUAGAUUCUCAGUUUUCUCGUAAAGUUUUGAACUUUUAAGUCAUAUGGCUUAUGCUCGCACCUUCGCUUCGUUGACCCAUCUCCACCAAACCUUCUCGCCGCCGAUGAUAUCUCUCCGACGAAGACGACUUCACACAGCAAAACCCACUUCACGAGUCACCUGCAACCUCAAGUUCAACCACUCCUCCGCCGCCGGCGGGAAGCUCCGAUCAUCAUCCCGUUCCGUGGAGCUAGACCGAUUCAUCACAAGCGAGGAAGAAGAAGAAGAGAUCGGAGACGGGUUCUUCGAGGCGAUCGAGGAGCUGGAGAGGAUGACGAGAGAGCCCUCGGACGUCCUCGAGGAGAUGAACCACCGUCUCUCCUCGCGGGAGCUGCAGCUGAUGCUCGUCUACUUCGCGCAGGAAGGGAGAGACUCCUGGUGCGCUCUCGAGGUCUUCGAGUGGCUGAAGAAGGAAGAUAGAGUCGACGAGGAGAUGAUGGAGCUGAUGGUUUCGAUCAUGUGCGGGUGGGUUAAGAAGCUGGUGGUGGAGGAGUGUGGUCCCGGGGAGGUGUUCGAGCUGUUGGUUGAUAUGGACUGUGUCGGGUUGAAGCCUGGGUUUAGUAUGGUGGAGAAGGUUAUUGCUUUGUAUUGUGAGAUGGGGAAGAAGGAGAGUGCUGUUCUGUUUGUGAAGGAGGUUUUGAGAAGGAGAGAUGUUGUUGUUGGUUCUGAAGGGAGGAAAGGUGGGCCAAGUGGGUAUCUUGCUUGGAAGAUGAUGGUUGAUGGAGAGUAUAAGAAGGCUGUUGAUUUGGUUGUUGAGUUGAGACGCUCGGGGUUAAAGCCAGAAGCUUACAGCUAUCUGAUCGCGAUGACAGGUGUUGUGAAAGAGCUGAACAGUCUUGGGAAGACGCUGCGGGAGUUGAAGCGAUACACACGGGCUGGUCUUGUUGCUGAGAUUGGUGAUCACGAUAGGUUGCUCAUAGAGAAGUAUCAGUCGGAGCUUGUAUCAUGUGGACUUGAGUUAGCAGCUUGGGCGAUUCAGGAAGGGAAAGAUAACGAGUCUAUCGUCGGGGCGGUCCACGAGAGACUCUUGGCUAUGUACAUUUGCGCAGGGCGUGGACCUGAAGCGGAGAAGGAGCUCUGGGAGAUGAAGUUCGCGGGGAGAGAACCUGAGACCGACCUCCACGACAUUGUGAUGGCCAUCUGCGCUUCGCAGAGAGAGGGUGAUGCGGUUUCGAGGCUUAUGACGCGGGUGGAGUUCAUGGGGAGUGAGGGAAAGAAGAAGACUCUGUCGUGGUUGCUAAGAGGGUAUGUGAAAGGAGGGCACUUCGAAGAGGCUUCGGAGACGUUGGUGACGAUGAUCGACUCUGGUUUGUGUCCGGAGUAUAUCGAUCGAGUGGCUGUGAUGCAAGGGAUGACGAGGAGGAUCCAACGGCCAGGAGAUGUUGAGGUGUAUAUGGGUCUGUGUAAGAAGCUGUUUGAUGCUGGUUUGGUAGGACCUUGUCUUGUGUAUAUGUACAUGGAUAAAUAUAAGAUGUGGAUAGUGAAAAUGAUGUAAAAGAAUUGAGCAUGAGGUUUAGCUGAUACAUGAGGGUUGAAGACUCGAAGCUAAGCUUGGAGGGGUUGAGAUCUUUCUAUUUUUUGGUAUAUAAAUAUGUAGUAUGUAAGUGUGUUAAAAAAAUGUAUGUAAGCAAUAAUAUAUGUACAUCUUUGUGUAUGAAAGGGAUGUAGCUAGGGUAUGUACACAUAGGUAUUCACCAUGUACUGCAUUUAUGAAAUCGUCUUUGAAAUUC